UCGAGUUUAACUUUUGGAUUCAGAGGAAACGCUUAUUUGCUGCACCCUAGAGGCGUCGCCUGUAAGUUUCGUUUUUCCUUCUCCGCUCGGUAACUUUCGUUUUCCUGACCACAGCCGACUGCAGCUACACUGAAACCCGCCGACACCAGAACCGGAACAUGGCCCGGCACCUGAAGCUUCUCGUCCAGCGGUGGUCGUCCCGUGUUUUCUCCGUGGAAGUGGACGCAGCGCCGCGGUACUUUGGGGUCAGAGAGCAGCUCCGUGGGGAACCGGUGCCGCCUGAUGUGUUCAGUGAGGUCCAGAAGCAGGACAGAUGUUACUCCCUGCUGGUCUGCAGCGGGGACCGGGUCACAGGAGACAGGUUUCACUGGGAGCUGAGAGACCGGCUGCAGACUCAGCUGCCACCGGGCUCCGGGCUCCGGUCCAUGUCCUCCUUCAUCCCGGACCAGAAGGGCUCGCUGCUCAAAGGGUAUUUCCUCCAAAGCCGGGCUGGGAAUUCAUCGCUGAUUGAGGACAUUUUAACAGAUUUGGAGCAGAGAAACCCCGUGUUGGUGUGUUCAUACUCCCAAAGUGAAGACGGCCAGCAGUGGACUCAGUGUCUCUGGUACCAGUCUGAGGAGAACCCGGUCAGGUUCUGCGUGGUGCCUUCAGAAACACCAAAACAUCAUCCAUCAGUUCUCAACAUGAUCAACUCUGAUGUCUUCUACAGCCUGGAGGAGGCCUGCGACGUGCUGAAACAGUGUGGUGACAUCAUCCCAGAGACCCGGUCUGUACUGGGGAUGCUUCCCAGCAGCCUGGAUGCCAGAAGAAAACCAGACUUCCCAGUGAUUGUCAUAGAGGGCCUGGAUGCCACAGGAAAGACGACGCUGACAGAGUCUCUGCGGGACUCUCUGGGGGCCACGCUUCUGCGGUCGCCUCCCCAGUGCUUGUCCGCCUGGAGAGGGCGCUUCGAUCGAGAACCACCCCUCAUCCGCAGGGCUUUCUAUGCAGUGGGCAACUACAUCACCGCUGAGCAGAUAAACCAAGAGGCCAGCAAGUCUCCUGUUAUCGUUGACAGGUUCUGGCACAGCACAGCAGCGUACGCCAUCGCCACCGCAGUAACCGGCCCAGUGAGUAACCUUCCACACGAGGGCGCCGAGGUGUACCGUUGGCCCGGUGACCUCCUGCAGCCCAGCCUGGUGAUCUUACUCACCCUGGACCCGGAGGAGAGGAAGAGGCGGCUGAGGAGCAGAGGUCUGAUGAAGACCGACGAGGAGGAGGAGCUGGAUCACAACAAACUUUUCAGACUCAGAGUAGAGGAAGCUUAUCGGCGGAUCGGCGGCCCAGCCUGCACCGCCCUGGAUGCGAGCCCCUCUGCAGACCUGGUGCUCCAACAAGCGCUGCUUUUAAUUAGGGCCAAAUGCCACUUGUAAACAGUCCUCCCUGCCUCCCCCUGCAGCUGGCUGCUGCAGUACCUGCUGCCGCCGCUGGGUGGCAGUAAGGUGUCGCCGAUGCGGGAGGGCAGGCGCCCAGAUUGGAGUGUGGAAAAGAGAUUCUGCUCACAAUGAGUAAAGGUUGAGUGGCCAGGAGCCAGAACGGCAUGCUGCAGAAAAAAAUACAUAUUAAUGGAGAACACAAACAUUCUCUCACAGGAGGAUUGUCUAAAAAAAAAGAAGUCUGUUUCACUUCACAGCGAUGAGAAUCACACCUAAGCUGUAAAUGAUGCAUGCAGCUUUCUAACUUAAUAGGUUAAAUUGUCUUAAAUUUUCAAAACGAAACUGUAAAUUUGAACACAUCUUAUUAAAGUAAAAAAUACUCAGUUUGUGUUGCUAACUUUGGCUAGGUUUCACUAAAAAUAACCUUAUUUAAAGCAGAGCUCUGCUGUAAAUUUAAAUAUGCAACAAGUGUAAAUAAAAUUAUUUUGUAUAUUUAUAAAUGUGCAGAGUAAGUGAAAUAUAUAAAAUUAAAAUAUUAUUUGUUUUUGAAAAGAAAUACAACUAAAGAGUCUGAGCUGCAAUGGAGAAAUAACAUGUAUUUAGAAAGAUUAUUAUUUAAUUUUAUUCAUUUUGUUAAGGAAUUUUAAAUAAAGUGGAUUAAAGUUUAACAGGUCAGAUAUAUCU
This is a messenger RNA of Poecilia latipinna (sailfin molly), 2099 nucleotides long. It is a transcript of the gene cmpk2, whose product is annotated as cytidine monophosphate (UMP-CMP) kinase 2, mitochondrial. Gene Ontology annotation, molecular function: nucleoside diphosphate kinase activity; dTMP kinase activity. Gene Ontology annotation, biological process: dTDP biosynthetic process; dUDP biosynthetic process; dTTP biosynthetic process. The record is from RefSeq and is a predicted model, not a curated record. Lineage: Eukaryota; Metazoa; Chordata; Actinopteri; Cyprinodontiformes; Poeciliidae. Gene Ontology annotation, cellular component: mitochondrion; cytoplasm. Bases 159 to 1412 code for a protein of 417 amino acids. The transcript is spliced from 5 exons.